AUGGUCCAUGUCCCCGUGUUCCUCCUGCAGCUCACUGUCUACCUGGGCAAGAGGGACUUCGUGGACCACAUCGACGUGGUGGACCCCGUGGAUGGGGUGGUGCUGGUGGACCCCGAGUACCUGAAGGAGAGGAAAGUCUUCGUGACGCUGACCUGCGCCUUCCGCUAUGGGCGCGAGGACCUGGACGUGCUGGGGCUGACGUUCCGCAAGGACCUGUUUGUGGCCAACGCUCAGGCCUUCCCCCCCCUGCCCGAGGAGAAGAAGCCCCUGACGCGGCUGCAGGAGCGGCUCAUCAAGAAGCUGGGCGAGCACGCGUACCCCUUCACCUUCGAGAUCCCCCCCAACCUGCCCUGCUCCGUCACGCUGCAGCCAGGCCCCGAGGACACGGGGAAGGCCUGUGGUGUGGACUAUGAGGUCAAAGCUUUCUGUGCUGAGAACCUGGAGGAGAAGAUCCACAAGAGGAACUCGGUGCGCCUGGUCAUCAGGAAGGUGCAGUACGCGCCGGAGCGCCCCGGCCCCCAGCCCAUGGCAGAGACCACGCGGCAGUUCCUCAUGUCCGACAAACCGCUGCACCUCGAGGCCUCCCUGGACAAGGAGAUCUACUACCAUGGAGAACCCAUCAGCGUCAACGUCCACGUCACCAACAACACCAACAAGACGGUGAAGAAGAUCAAGAUCUCAGUGCGCCAGUACGCGGACAUCUGCCUCUUCAACACCGCCCAGUACAAGUGCCCGGUGGCCGUGGAGGACGCGGAUGACAUGGUGGCCCCGAGCUCGACGUUCUGCAAGGUCUACACCCUGACCCCGUUCCUGGCCAACAACCGGGAGAAGCGGGGCCUGGCGCUGGACGGGAAGCUCAAGCACGAGGACACCAACCUGGCCUCCAGCACACUGUUAAGAGAUGGGGCCAACAAGGAGAUCCUGGGCAUUAUUGUCUCCUACAAGGUGAAGGUGAAGCUGGUGGUGUCACGAGGAGGGCUGCUGGGAGACCUCGCCUCCAG
Messenger RNA from Nestor notabilis (Kea), 1001 nucleotides. Its product is annotated as beta-arrestin-1. The annotation marks the transcript as partial. Gene Ontology annotation, biological process: G protein-coupled receptor internalization; signal transduction; visual perception. The record is from RefSeq and is a predicted model, not a curated record. NCBI's taxonomy places the organism in Eukaryota, Metazoa, Chordata, Aves, Psittaciformes, Psittacidae. The transcript is spliced from 11 exons. Gene Ontology annotation, molecular function: G protein-coupled receptor binding.